Molecule: messenger RNA, 660 nt
Organism: Rotaria sp. Silwood2
Lineage: Eukaryota; Metazoa; Rotifera; Eurotatoria; Philodinida; Philodinidae
Source: the annotation of a GenBank genome assembly
UCUGAAAUUUUCCGACUCUACUCACAUCGUUAGACUGACGUCUCGACUAAUUUUAUUUUUUGUCAUAUCCCUCAAGGACAAAUGACUGCAUUUUGCUAGGAAAUUGAAAGUUGAUAGAUCAUUUUGUAACAGACAUGAAUCGACUCAGUUUUGUAUGCUGAUUUCAAAAAUAUCAUUUAUUUUAAUAGAAAGCCUUACUAUUAACGCCCAUCUAAUUGAAUUCUCCGUUCUUUCUUUUCUUGGACAGAACGUUUCAUAAAUUGUAUGGAUUUUAACUCAAUCAUUUUUUUCUGCUACAGAUCAGCUCAACUUAUUGCUCAGUAUCGUCCUCGAGCAGUUAUUAUGGCCGUAACACGAUCUUUAAAAACAGCUCGACACAUGCAUUUACAUCGUGGUUGUUGUCCGGUUUAUGUUGCCCCUACUCGAAAUACAAAUUAUGAAAAAGAAGGAGAACCUCUAUUCAAACAACAUCAUAUAUCAGCAAAUCAAGCAUUAUCUAUGAGUGAGUGGUUACUUGAUGUUGAUGCUCGUGUUAUAGAUGCCAUAAAACUUGGUAAAGCACGUGGUAUUGUUUCAACUGGUGAUGCAGUUAUUGUUCUAACGGGAUGGCGUCCUGGUUAUGGAACUACAAACACAUUACGUAUCAUCUAUUCAGAUUAA